AUGGGGGAUAGUAGUGUGUACAGCAAGGCGGAGUCUGAUGCACACCAUCGCCGAGGAUAUCAGGCCUGUGAUCCAUGUCGCAAACGCAAGGUCAAAUGUGACCUAGGAACAACUCGCCGUAAGCGCAAGACCUCCGAUGCUGAGGAAGAUGAAGUGAAGGCAGCGGCGAUCCUCCAUCGCGACAAGCGAAUGAUGAUUGGGGAGGUGGCUAAAACUGAAAGUCCAGUUGAAGGCCCGCCAUUUGCGCCUUCCGAUCCGCCUCCGUUCGGACAUGAAGCCGUGCUUGCCCAACAAAGAUGGUCCGAGGCGCCUGCACCUCACGCACCUCCAGCACCUUCAGCACCUCCAGCCCCGCGUUACACGCCCAGUGUGCCAACAACACGAGCUCCCACAUACCCCGUCAGCGAACGCCCCGCGCCACCAAGUUAUGGUGGACCUCCGAUGAUGAACCGCACUGCGGUGGAGUUGCUGUCACCUGCAAUUACAAAUACCCAUGACGCUUUGCAUCUUCUCUCUGAAGCUGCGGGCAGAACAGAGGACCUCAACCGCCAGAGCCUCGAGAAUCGGCUUGCUGCACGGCAGUCUGUCUCGUCUUUUAACUCGGGGCCGUCCCCUCUACCUCAAGGCAGCUCGCCUCGGAGCUUGGGUGGGUCCUUUGUGCGGACACCUCGAUCAGGAAUGUCUAUGGGCGGGUCUACAUACUACCCGGCUGGUGCUUCGGGGCCGGUAGAUCCUCAGAUCGCCGAUCCUGGUCUCCAAAGGGAAAGCCCAGUCAACAACUCUCCCCCGGAGCCGAAUUUCCUUGAUGCAAUUCGAGCUUGGUCGCGAUUACGAUUCGUCCGUGCCGGUUGGCUUACAGUGGAGGAGGGCAUGGACUAUGUGGAGUAUUACUAUGAACACCUCGCACCGAUGAGCCCUGUUGUAAUCCCUGAUUUCUCUCAUCCCUCAACGCACCGCACAAUGCUUACCGAUGAGCCGGUCUUGGCGGUUACAAUCCUCACAAUCGCGUCUAGACACCUGAAACCGAAGGGUGAGGGUGCUAAUACGCGGGCGUUCUAUAUUCACGACCGUCUCUGGGCAUAUCUACGCAGCAUGAUAGAACGCCUGUUCUGGGGCCAAGAGAAAUUUGACGCUGGGACAUCGGGCAUUGGCCGACCUCGAUCGCUUGACUUGAGUUCAUCAAUGUCAGGCAAAGGUAGUGUGGGUGGGCAACUGAGGUCGUUGGGCACUGUAGAAGCUAUGCUACUUCUUACAGAGUGGCACCCACGAAACCUGCACUUUCCACCGGGGGACGAUGAAAAUUCUCUUUUGGACACGGAUCCCCAGACAUACAGCCGGGCCGAUAACCCCUUGGAUCAAGACAGCGAGAAUACCAGCAAAGGCUCAGAGGGAAGGGUCGCGUUUCAAAAAUGGCUGGAACCGGCCUGGCGGUCAGACCGGAUGUCAUGGAUGCUACUGAGUACGGCGCAAGCUCUGGCUUUUGAACUUGGCGUCUUCGACCCUAAAGGAGAUGCCAAGGUGACCAAUGAGCCACUAUCCGAGCAAACACGGAAACGUCGACUGCGGCGUUUGAUCCUUGUGUUUAUUACGCACAGUAGUGGGCGCCUAGGGAUUCCAUCUAUGCUCCCAUUGCCUCAAUGGGGGCAGGAUACCACGCCGACGUCUGCCGAUGCGAAGGAUGCUGAUGCCAAUCUUGAUCGGAUGCAGGAUUGCUGGAUCAGCAUUUCGAAAAUUGUCUAUCAGGCCAAUCAUUUGUUGUUUGCAUCCAGCGAUCAGACUAUGGAUUUGAUCCGGAGUGGAAGAUAUCGUGAGCAGAUCGACCGCUUUCAACCGUAUCUACGGGAGUUCCGGCAGCAGCUGGACAGUGUUACUCUCUCACCGGCUAUGCGGAGUGUUUUGCAGAUUGAGCUUGAGUACACCCGCCUUUAUAUAAAUUCCCUCGCUCUGCAAGCGGUCGUUGACCGAUGGACUACCAUGUCCAAUGAGUCCGCUCAGAGUCAAAACCAGACACAAAAUAGCCAACCAGUAUCGGGGCCCUCUAACAGCAGCAACAGUUGGUUUCAAACGUUGAAUGAGCUCUACCGUGUCAAUGAGCAUUAUAUUCAGGAAGUCAUCGAUUCCUCGCGCAAAAUUCUGCAGACUGUAUUGGAAGGCCUCGUCCCCGAAGGUCGUCUGAGACACGCACCUAUUCGAACUUUUUUCCGAAUCUUGUCUGGAAUGAUCUUCAUCUUGAAGACUUUCACUUUGGGUGCUAGAGAAGACGAUGUGCGAGUGUCUCUAGACCUGCAGGACCGUACGGUGGAGGCACUGCGCAAUUAUGUCGUGGAUGAUGUGCACCUGAGCAACACGGUAGCUCGGCUUCUCGAGCUUCUCACUAGCAGCAUUCGGACGCGUUUUCUGCGCUUUGCACCGCAUGACCGGGGCGCAGACGGAGAGGGACAUGAUCGUACCUCGGGGCCUCAUUCGCCAUCGCGUGACCAUUCAACAACUCGUCGUGACGGCCCGAAUGCACCUUGGUCCGCUAACCAGGGCCAUGAUACAACGUCGGGCGGGUCGGGCCUAGGAUAUACGGACACUCCUAGCACUGGCCACCCGAUAGUGUCAGGGCAUGAUCCACUGGCGAACAUCCCUGCCCAGCCGAUCAACUCAUCCAACCUCAAUGUAUCCUUCAUGCCGCCUCCGCCGUCCGUGUACCACAACUACUAUGAGUCAAACUCGACAUUUCCCGCCAACGAGAUGGACAGAUCAUCGCCAAAUCAAGCCACGUCAUCACAGACCAUGGGCGACAGCCACCAUUCUGCCUCCGGUGCGCUUCCGGAUUGGUUUGCUCUGCCUCUUGAUCAAUUCUUCAACAGCUCCACGGGGGUUGUUGACCAGGGUCUGGGUGGGACUGGACCCAUGCUUGGUGAGUUCGAUAUGCUCGAGGUACUCCUCAAUGAGGGGUAUGAUGGGAACACUAACGGUGAGGGUGAGACCGGGGCCGGACUAUCGUCCCAGUAUCUGUGA
Molecule: messenger RNA, 3006 nt
Organism: Penicillium digitatum Pd1
Lineage: Eukaryota; Fungi; Ascomycota; Eurotiomycetes; Eurotiales; Aspergillaceae
Source: RefSeq, a predicted model, not a curated record